Molecule: messenger RNA, 1455 nt
Organism: Boeremia exigua
Lineage: Eukaryota; Fungi; Ascomycota; Dothideomycetes; Pleosporales; Didymellaceae
Product: putative MFS transporter
Exons: 2
Coding region: 1-1455 (484 amino acids)
Biological process (GO): transmembrane transport
Molecular function (GO): transmembrane transporter activity
Source: RefSeq, a predicted model, not a curated record
AUGAAGCGCGCGUCGAGCAUCACACCAGAUUCGAACCAAAGUCCCUCCACGCCGCAUUCCGCCUCCAUGAUGGAAAAGAACAGUAGCACUCCACUGCACGACAGGGCCUUCCAUUUUGGAACCGACAAAAAGGGUCGAAACGUGUCCAAAAAAGACCCAGCGGUGCCGCCUAAUGGCGGGUAUGGUUGGGUUUGCACGAUCUGCGUUGCCCUCAUUAAUGCGCAUACCUGGGGCAUCAACUCCUCUUAUGGCGUAUUCCUCGCCCAUUAUUUGAGAACGGAAACCUUCGCUGGGGCAACACAUCUUCAAUAUGCGUUUGUGGGUGGCCUGUCCAUCUCACUUGCAAUGUUCAUAUCACCAGUGGCCACUCUGUUAACCCGCAAAUACGGAACUCGCCUGACGCUGCUUGUUGGUACGGUGUUUGAGACGGCUGGGCUAAUUGGAGCGUCGUUUGCUACCACUAUAUGGCAAUUAUUUCUAAGCCAAGGGGUAGCCUUCGGGUUCGGCAUGGGCUUUCUCUUCGUCGCGUCAGUUGGUAUUCCAGUGCAGUGGUUUACUACGAAGAGAUCCCUUGCUAAUGGGAUCAGUUCGUCGGGCUCUGGGUUCGGUGGGCUCUUGUACUCCUUGGCAGCUGGAGCUAUGAUCAAGUCUAUUGGUUUGGCUUGGUGUUUUCGAGUGCUUGGUAUUCUAGCAUUUGGUGUCAACAUCGUCUGCAUCCUCCUCAUCCGCGAUCGCAACAAGAUUAUUAUGUCACGGCACAAGACUCUUGAUGUCAUGUUGAUGAAGCGGCCAGAGUUUAUCAUUCUCUGUGGCUAUGGCUUUUUCUCAAUGCUUGGCUACAUUGCGCUGGUUUUUUCCAUGGCCGACUACGCAAGAAGCAUCGGGCUCAACAACUCACAAGCGUCCGAAUCGGGAGGCCGCCGAUGGGGGUACUUCUCUGAUAACGUUGGUCGGAUCAACAUGGCCGGAUCGGCUACUUUCCUAUGUGGACUAUUAGCCUUGGUCAUUUGGAGCUUCGCAAAAAGCUACGGGUUGCUCAUAUUCUACGCCCUGGUAGGUGGAACUGUGGCCGGUACGUUUUGGGCAACUGUCAGUCCAGUUACAGUGGAGGUUGUUGGCCUUCAAGAUCUGCCAUCUGCACUCAAUCUCGAGUGGCUGGUGACUGUAUUGCCGUGUACGUUCAGUGAACCUAUGGCUCUGGAGCUGGCUACAAGUGCAGGAGGCUAUUUGAGCACAAGUCUCUUUGUUGGCUUCAUGUAUAUCGCAGCGGCUGCGUGUGUGUUGCUGCUGCGAGGCUGGAAAGUUGGUGAAUUAGACGAGAUUGCACGACUCAACAGUCAACUUUCGGAUGGCACGAGCACUCUAGACGUCGAUUCGGGAUCUACGAACAACAAAGCGAGAAAGAAAGGGCGAGAGACAAUCCUGAAGAACGUUUGGAAAUGGCGUAAGGUGUAA